GAUGUUGCUUUGUUGGACAGAUUGAUUAAAGAUGAUGUUGAGUCUGGAAAACUGCCUUUGUUGCUUGUGGCCAAUGCUGGGACACCAGGUGCUGGGCACACAGAUAAACUUGGCCGACUGAAGGAACUUUGUGAGCAGUAUAGUAUGUGGCUCCAUGUAGAAGGUGUGAAUUUGGCAACUUUGGCUUUGGGUUAUGUCUCCUCUUCUGUACUGGCUGCUACAAAAUGUGACAGCAUGACUCUUACUCUGGGUUCCUGGCUGGGUCUCCCGGCUGUACCUGCAGUGACACUCUACAGGCAUGAGGAUCCAUCUUUGUCCUUAGCGGCUGGGCUGACAUCAAGUCAGCCUGUAGAGAAGCUCCGUGCCCUGCCAUUGUGGCUCUCCUUGCAGUACCUGGGCCACGAUGGGAUUGUGGAGAGGAUAAAGCAUGCCUCGCAACUAAGUCAAAGGUUGCUGGAAAACUUGAAAAACCUGGAUUUCAUUAAAACUUCGGUUGAAGAUGAACUGAGUUCACCAGUGGUGGUUUUCAAGUUCUUCCGGGAAUAUUCAAAUAGAGAUCAAACCUUGCAUGCUGCACAGGCCUCAGCUAUUCAGCACCCCAUAAUAAGCAACGAAAGACACAUUUAUGACACUUUGAAUCAGUGGCUAGGAGAGCAGUUGGCACAGCUGGUUCCUGCCAGUGGAGUUGAUGUGGUAGAACUGGAAGAUGAAGGCACAUGUGUGCGUUUUAGCCCACUAAUGACUUCUGCAGGUAACAGUCACUUAAUUCAGCCACUUGCAAAAACUGGGAUUUGCUAUAGAAUUGUAGAACAAUCUGCGGGUGUAGAAGCAGAUAUACUCAAGAAACGCUUAAGUAUAUUCUCCUAUGGAACUGAAAUACAAGAUGUUGAUCAGUUAGUAGACUGCUUAAAAAUGAAGAUACCAGUAUUGACAAGUACAUUGCAACUGAGAGAAGAAUUUGAGCAAGAAGUGAGAAGAACAGUUGGCCUGUUGUAUAUUGAAGAUCUCAGCUGGCCAGGAUUAGGUGUUGUAAG
Pelecanus crispus (Dalmatian pelican) is the source of this 1034-nucleotide messenger RNA. NCBI's taxonomy places the organism in Eukaryota, Metazoa, Chordata, Aves, Pelecaniformes, Pelecanidae. The record is from RefSeq and is a predicted model, not a curated record.